Molecule: messenger RNA, 1696 nt
Organism: Micropterus salmoides (largemouth bass)
Lineage: Eukaryota; Metazoa; Chordata; Actinopteri; Centrarchiformes; Centrarchidae
Gene: slc30a7
Product: solute carrier family 30 member 7
Exons: 11
Coding region: 85-1257 (390 amino acids)
Biological process (GO): zinc ion transport; transmembrane transport; intracellular zinc ion homeostasis
Cellular component (GO): membrane; Golgi apparatus
Molecular function (GO): zinc ion transmembrane transporter activity
Source: RefSeq, a predicted model, not a curated record
CCCGAGCAGACCGGAAGUUGACGUUAGCAUCCCGUAGCUAGGUCUGUCCGGUGUGUGUGUGUGUGCGCGAGUUCAGGUGUGAAAAUGUUACCUUUAUCUAUUAAAGACGACGAGUACAAACCCGCCAAGUUCAACCUGCUGCUGAAGCUCUCGGGAUGGUUCAGGUCGAUCCUCGCGGAUAAGACGUCCCGGAACUUGUUCUUCUUCCUCUGCCUGAACCUGUCCUUCGCCUUCGUGGAGCUCACCUACGGCAUCUGGAGCAACAGUUUAGGUCUCAUCUCAGACUCCUUCCACAUGUUCUUCGACUGCACCGCACUGCUGGCAGGUCUGGCAGCCUCCGUCAUCUCCAGGUGGAGAUCCAACGACAGCUUCUCCUACGGUUACGUCAGAGCUGAGGUUCUGGCCGGCUUCGUCAACGGACUCUUCCUCAUCUUCACGGCUUUCUUCAUCUUCUCUGAAGGAGUCGAGAGAGCUCUGGAGCCUCCUGACGUUCACCACGAUCGGCUGCUUCCUGUCUCAAUUGCCGGUCUGCUCGUCAACCUGGUCGGGAUCUUUGUGUUCCAGCACGGAGGCCACGGACACUCGCACGGGGAGGGAGGUCACGGUCACAGCCACUCCCUGUUUAACGGCAGCGUGAAUCACGACCACCACAGCAAACACGCCGACCGGCACAGCCACGGCGGCCACGACGGACACGGGCACAGCCACGGCGGCCACGACGGACACGGGCACAGCCACGGCGGCCACAGCCACGGCGGCCACGACGAGUCCCACUGUCACGACGAGCUGCUGCACUCGCCGGGGACAGGAUCCAGUAAACAGAUCCUGCAGGGCGUCCUGCUGCACAUCAUCGCAGACACGCUGGGCAGCGUCGGCGUGAUCAUCUCCGCUCUGCUGAUGCAGAAAUACGACCUGAUGAUCGCCGACCCCAUCUGCUCCAUGCUGAUCGCCCUGCUCAUCGGAGUCAGCGUGGUGCCGUUACUGAAAGAAUCCAUCGGGAUCCUGAUGCAGAGAACUCCUCCGUCCCUGGACCACGCCCUGCCCGAGUGUUACCAGAGGGUGCAGAAGCUGCAGGGAGUUUAUAACCUACAGGAGCCUCACUUCUGGACUCUGUGUACUGACGUUUACAUCGGAACAUUAAAGCUGCUGGUCGCCCCUGACGCCGACACCCGCUGGAUCCUCAGCCAGACGCACAACAUCUUCACACAGGCCGGAGUUCGACAGCUCUACGUUCAGAUUGAAAAGGCUUCCAUGUAGAAGCUCCUCCUCCUCUGAACACCAGGGACCAAUCACCUGCAGGCGACCUCUGAGGGUCAGACUGAGACCAGGGGCUGGGCAGUUAAGAACUUGACUGAUCUCCCAUGAUGCUCCAGCCCAAUGCAUCCUGGAUGAACUCAGACUGCACCCCCCCCCCCCAUUUUUUUUUUUUUUUUUUAAAUAACCUUACCUGUCCGGUUGGCGGGCACUGUGACCCCGCCCUCCUCCUUCUGGCUGUACUUUGUAGACUGGAAAAAAGCAUUCUGGGUAAGUGCCUUCAUCAUCAGAGACUAUCUGAGCCCGCUUCCUGUCCAGAUGCCCCCUCCCCCCCGUGACAUCACUGCUGCCAACUGAUUGGUCCGUGUGAUGUUACUGUGUUUUUAACGUGCCAAACCAUGUGACCAAAUCAUAUGACAAGUCAGUGGGUUUCAGUUUUUUU